Emiliania huxleyi CCMP1516 is the source of this 1361-nucleotide messenger RNA. RefSeq names its product putative mitochondrial carrier protein. Gene Ontology annotation, biological process: mitochondrial ADP transmembrane transport; mitochondrial ATP transmembrane transport. NCBI's taxonomy places the organism in Eukaryota, Haptophyta, Isochrysidales, Noelaerhabdaceae. The record is from RefSeq and is a predicted model, not a curated record. The coding region runs from base 41 to 1030 and encodes 329 amino acids. Gene Ontology annotation, cellular component: mitochondrial inner membrane. The transcript is spliced from 4 exons. Gene Ontology annotation, molecular function: ATP:ADP antiporter activity.
CCGCAACAAGCGGCACGCAGCAGACGAGCGCGGCAGAGCAAUGGUCUUCUUCGCCAGCCAGCACCAUCCGCUGAAUGGGGCGCGAUUCACGGGCGCCAGCGGCUCCUUUGCGGCGGCGCCUGCGGAGAAGUCGGGUGCGAUGCAGUUCAUCAUGGACUUCCUCGCGGGCGGCAUCGCGGGCGCGGUCGCGAAGACCUGCACUGCGCCGAUCGAGCGCGUCAAGCUGCUGAUCCAGACGCAGGAUGCCAACCCGAAGAUCAUCUCUGGCGAGGUCCCGCGCUAUACGGGCAUCAUCAACUGCUUCACGCGCGUCUCUUCCGAGCAGGGCUUCUCGGCCUUCUGGCGGGGCAACACGGUGAACGUGAUCCGCUACUUCCCGACCCAGGCCUUCAACUUCGCCUUUAAGGACACCAUCAAGGGCUUCUUCCCCAAGUACAACUCAAAGACCGACUUCGGUAAGUUUUUCGCGACCAACAUUGCGUCCGGCGGCCUGGCCGGCGCCGGCUCGCUCGCGAUCGUCUACCCGCUCGACUACGCGCGCACCCGGCUCGCGUCGGACGUGGGCUCGGGCCAGCCGCAGUUUGAGGGCCUCGUCGACUGCCUGGCGAAGACCAUCAAGUCCGGCGGCAUCUUGUCCAUGUACGGCGGCUUCAGCGUCUCUGUCGUCGGCAUCGUCUUCUACCGCGGCCCGUAUUUCGGCAUCUUCGACACGCUCAAGGCGAUCAACCCGUUCAAGAACGACCCGGGUCUCGUCGGCUUCGCGUCCAAGUUUGCGAUCGCGCAGACCACCGCCAUCAUCGCCGGCUUCAUCUCGUACCCCUUCGACACGGUCCGCCGCCGCCUGCAGAUGCAGUCGGAGAAGCCCCCGGAGCAAUGGCUGUACAAGGGCACCGCGGACUGCGCGAUCAAGGUCGUGAAGGAGGAGGGCGUCGGCGCCAUGUUCAAGGGCUUUGGCGCCAACGUGCUGCGCACCCUUGGCGGUGCGCUCGUGCUCGUCGGCUACGACGAGAUCAAGAAGCUGAUGGCUUAGAGUUGCCCGUCCCUUUCGGACGGCGCGUGCCCUUUCGUGACCACCACCGCCCCUUCCCGCCCUCCCACCCCGCAUGCGUUGUGGACCGGUGCCUCUCGUGUGCGAGUGUCUUAUCUCUGCCGGCGCGCGGGUCACCCAGUCAGUCGAGGGGGCGGGGUUUCCUCUCUCGACGCGCCUCGUCUGUUGCGCGCGCAGUUCCAGUUGGCCGGACUUGGCCAUUUAGCUACCCGGGGGAACAGAGUCAAACGCCUGUACAUUCUUUGGCUCGAGAGCACUUCUGUUCUUCUCUCGUAAGAUUUUGAGACUUCUCGCUCACAGCACAGGAGACAGG